Messenger RNA from Hyalella azteca, 2423 nucleotides. It is a transcript of the gene Arpc4, whose product is annotated as actin-related protein 2/3 complex subunit 4-like. Bases 85 to 450 code for a protein of 121 amino acids. The transcript has 4 exons. The record is from RefSeq and is a predicted model, not a curated record. Gene Ontology annotation, cellular component: actin cytoskeleton; Arp2/3 protein complex. Gene Ontology annotation, molecular function: actin filament binding. Gene Ontology annotation, biological process: Arp2/3 complex-mediated actin nucleation; actin filament polymerization. Lineage: Eukaryota; Metazoa; Arthropoda; Malacostraca; Amphipoda; Hyalellidae.
AUUUGUCUGCACAACUUCAACAGCCAAGUGGUGGAAAGACACAACAAACCUGAGGUUGAGGUGCGAUCCAGCAAGGAGCUGGUGAUGACACCUGUUGUGGUGAGCCGCAAUGAGAAAGAACGAGUCCUGAUUGAACCUUCAAUAAACUCUCUUAGAGUCUCCAUAGCCAUCAAGCAGGCUGAUGACAUCGAGAGGAUAUUGUGUCACAAGUUUAUGAGGUUCCUUAUGAUGCGGGCUGACAAUUUCAUCAUUCUGAGACGCAAGCCAGUUGAAGGCUACAACAUUUCCUUCCUCAUCACCAACUUCCACACGGAGCAAAUGUACAAGCACAAGCUCGUUGAUUUUGUAAUUCAUUUUAUGGAAGAGAUUGACAAGGAGAUUAGCGAGAUGAAGCUGGCUGUCAAUGCCAGGGCCAGAGAAUGUGCUUUGGAGUACCUCAAGAGGUUCUGAGUCGAUGAAAACGUCUCGGCUACCGUGCAUUCCUGUGGACGAUGCAAUUGGUGCAACUGUGGAUCUUUCCGUCAUCUUGAUAGCACAUAGAGAUGAACAAGAAAUAAUUGGUUACACUUUUAUCCAAUUUCAAAAGCGGCUUUAAAAUUAUAUCCAUACUCCUACAAUUUAUGAUCAAGUAACACGUAAUUUUCCACUCAUAUCCUGAUAGGAUCCCGAAGUUUAUUUUUAUUUAAGAAACGACACCCAAAUAAUCUCUUGUGUACCAUAACACUUGAUGCACCGAAUGGCAUUGUCCAAGAAAGAUAGCUCAUCUUAAUUGCAAUUAUGUGUUGUUCAACACUGCCAAGUAUGUAAAAUCAUGCUGUACUUUAGGUAGAAAUUGUUAAUUACAGUUCGCCUUGAUAUCUUCAUGAUUGCUGAGGAUAUUAUUGAUAGGUGACAGUUGAACCCCUUGAUUUACAAUUUCUGUUGAAAUUCAAAAGUCAAGAUUAUUUCUCUGAUACGAGAAAUAGAAUAUUCCAUGCCUGUUGGCAAAUGAUCCUAGUUAUGUAGUUCUGUGAAAAAUAAUCUAUAGUUAUGAUGUUUACCUAUCGUAUUCCUGUUAGUGUUAUUUUGUAUAGUCAGAAUUGUCAUGAUAUUGCCUAAUAGCCCAUCUUUCUUGACGCUGUCCUCAAAAUUAAGAAGGUUCUCACACCAUCAUACCUGCAUUCAUGCCACUUCAUUUCUUGAUGUACAUUGUUAAUGUAUCGCCCUAACGGAGUCUUACUCUCUAAGUUGUAUAAAAUCCGAAAAUUUUUCAUUUGUAUGGAUGGUCGGUACAUAGCAGUCGGAUCAAUAAUGAUGUUGGUUGAUCUAACAACAAUUAACUGUUAUUUUGAUGAUCUCCGGGGCUGACAUUCCCAGUCAUUUGUCCAUAUCUUAUUAUUGAAGCUGUAGACUUUUCUAAGAUCUUUAUAUUCGUAAAUUCUGGACUCUUCAAGUUCAGAAGAGACAAGAAAACUGUUUAGUGUAUUUAGUUAGAAAAUAGUAAUUAUCAAAUAAUUUAUGCAUCAGCUGAUUUUCGGAUAGAGAUCUCAAGGUAAUCUGUUGAUAUCGUUAAAUUGGAAUUGUACAUUCACGGUAUUUCUUGUAGUAACGUAAAUUAUUUCUUCUGGGCAAUAGCAGCAAUUUGUUCAAACGGUUGCAUGAGAUCUGUCAAGUGUUUAGAAGAGAACCUUCAGAGAGGAAAGGGUAAACAUGUCCUCUUGUAGCUUCAUUAAUAAGGCGACAUGACUUCAUACUGGCAUUGUAUUCAUUAAUCACUUGUUUUUUUCGCUUGAGCAUUAAUGGCCUAUGUUUAACUUGCUUAUAAUUAAUUGUUUCUGCUUUUUUGUGUUAUUUGCUUACUUUAGAAUGAACAAUUCAAUGACAUCUGAUAAGUAAAAUUUUUCUUUUAUGUCGUGUACCGUACAUAUAUUCAAAAGGACUAAUUUUAUUCAUCUCCUCUUCAAGUAGAUUUUCUUACGUCUUAAUAGACUGAUCAUUAUUAUUUCCAAGGCGUAUAAUUUUCGUGGGAAAUUUCACUGAGAUAAAUAUGUAGGGGAAGAACCUCUAAGGAUGAAGGCCAUACUUUGAAUCGGAACGUAAUAUGCUGUUACAGAUAUUCAAGCUUUUAUUCCUAUUUAGGGCUAAUCGGCGAUCAAUUGUGUAGUAGGAAUUUUCAGUGCUGACUUCAUGGGCCUAAUUCAUAGUGAAUAGAAAACGAUAUUUCGUCUAAAACAUUGUUAUUGUGAUCUUUUUUCGUCUUGAAAGCUCAACUUCCUUUUGACGAAUGGAACAUUAUCCUCUUUUGAUAUCAAUUCUUUAAUAUUACGUCCUCGUACCAUUGUUUUUUUUUAUGUUUAUGCUUUAUGAUUAUAUGGCGUGCUUAUGAAAAUCUUGAUUCCAUCGAUCUAAGUGUACAUCCAGGCAUAAAAAUUAUGUUGCUUGGA